Messenger RNA from Aedes aegypti (yellow fever mosquito), 777 nucleotides. RefSeq lists its product as uncharacterized. Lineage: Eukaryota; Metazoa; Arthropoda; Insecta; Diptera; Culicidae. The record is from RefSeq and is a predicted model, not a curated record. The transcript is spliced from 3 exons. The coding region runs from base 388 to 762 and encodes 124 amino acids.
CAAUAACGUUUUUCAGAAUCCGAUGCUGAGCGGCUUCCUGCGACAUUGGACGACUCAUCUGAAGUUGACCGUCAACCGCCGGUCAGACCGUACAAGCCAGAUCGUCCACCUCUAGAUACGAGUUCGCUUUUCCAGCACCACUUCAACACCUUCUUCAGUGCACCGGAAACAAGCUUCUUGGAGGGUGGUUUCCCCGGCUUUGGCUUCUUCGAUCUGCAACACAGCAAACCUUGGUGGAAGGGGGAAAACGUGUGCGUGGAGCGCGAAGAGCAGGAUGAGGAAGUCGACGGCGAAGACAACCACGAGAUUGCCGUAGAUGGCGCAACUUCCAAAGUUUCGGCGUCUUCAACAUGAACUUUGAAUCGUGCGCCGAACGGCAAAACAAACAUGUCUGCACGUCUGUCAAAAACAAUAAUGGACGUAAGCGAACGGUUAAGGUCACUCGUCAAUGCUGCCAUGGCUAUGCCCCGCCCGAGAAAUGGACCGCCAAAUGCUCAGUGCGAGAAAGUGGAUCUUCAUCCGAUUGCGGAAACUGCGGAACGACUCGGAGCGAAGGAGUUUGUCGCCACGUUGAAGAAGAGUGGCUUGGAGUCGAUGUUGGAGAAGGAUCUUACACUGUUUGCGGUGCCAGAUAGUGCUUACAGUCAAUUCACCGAGCAGAUGUGGGAAAAUGUAAGUACUAAUGCUAUUCACAUUUCGCCUUCAGGCUUUCGCGUUGUUAUACUUUGUACAACACCUAUGAUAUAUAUGCUGUCAUUAUAACACAGGUAUUUAUCG